Molecule: messenger RNA, 1182 nt
Organism: Vitrella brassicaformis
Lineage: Eukaryota; Vitrellaceae
Source: the annotation of a GenBank genome assembly
GCAUUCUUCAACGCAAUCCAACUUGAUGGCGCUGUGGAUGGUCCCCGCAAUUCUUCCUGUUGCGCACGGAUCUUCCUCAGUCGGCUUCAUCCACCACAGCGGUCGGCCACGGCUGCAGAAGAGGUUAACAGCGCUUCAGCGUGCCAGGACCAGAAGGCGGCAGCGAGCCACCUUAUCGGCGGACGAGAGCUGGGAAGGCUUCGAGUACGGCGAAACAAACUGGUUCCUGGAUGAUGGCGGCUCUUCCGAGGUGGACAAUGUUGCCGUAUCGAUGCAUGACGAGCCACAGGGCUUCGAUUACGAGUCAGCCGUGGAGGCGCUUUCACCUCUUGUGAGCCCAGAUCGGCUGGAGCGCCUGCAGACCGUCAUCAGGUGAGGGAAGGAGCUAGGCAGACAUCAAUCCCUGCCUCUGUGUGUGUGUGAUGUGUCUGUCCAUCUGCUGUCGUGCAGUCAGCGGACGAACCACUGCCAGUUCGUGUUUGAGGCGCCCACAAAUCCCAACAACGUCUGGGCCUGCCUGAGGACUCUCGACUCAUUCGGCAUCCAGCACACGUCCGUCAUCCGACGGCCGGGGGGAUACGACCGCCAGAGAGACAUCAACGGCAAUAUGAACGUCGCACUUGGGUCCUCACAGUGGCUGAGCAUGCAGGAGUUCCAGUCAGCCAGUGAGGCUAUCGGCCAGCUGAAGGACCGGGGGGUGCGGGUCUACGCCUCUGACCUGCAGGAGGACUCAACGGCCUUGACGUCGUUGGACGUUUCGCAGCCUUUUACGAUUGUCCUGGGUAAUGAGAGGACCGGCAUCAGUGAGGAGAUGCGGGGAUUGGCCGACGAGACGUUCUUUGUGCCGAUGCGGGGGUUCGCGGAGAGCUUCAAUCUGUCUGUUGCGUGUGCCGUCACGUGUGCAUAUCUGUCGCAAAUGGGUGGGCUGAAGUGGGGGGACCUGAGUGAGGGGGAGAGGGCUGCGGUGAUGACUGAGUGGCUGAUGCGGUGUGUGCCGGGCAGCCAGCAAGUGCUCGAGAGGAAGGGCCUGCGUGUGCCUGAGAGGUUGAGAAGGACGCGGCAGAGGCUGUUGGGGUGUGAGGGCGUCAGGAAGAGACGCAUAAUGUGACCGUUUGACAUGUGAUGUCACUUCAUCGCAUCGAAGGUGUGCCUCCACGCACACGCACACCCAUAACUCUAUCC